AUGAAAACCCAUCGCGGGGCCGCCAAGCGGUUUAAGAAGACUGCCAGCGGCCGAGUGCGCCGCCGGUGUGCGUACCACGGCCACAUCCUCACCAAGAAGUCAGCGAAGCGUCGCCGCCGGCUCCGUAGCGGCGCUUGGGUGUUCGCGGGUGAGGCGAAGAUGAUCUCCCGGAUCAUCGGCUGA
Messenger RNA from Geodia barretti, 183 nucleotides. The record is from the annotation of a GenBank genome assembly. Lineage: Eukaryota; Metazoa; Porifera; Demospongiae; Tetractinellida; Geodiidae.